AUGAAUUUCACGCUGACGGCUGUGGAGCUGGUGUUGUUCGACCAGCGAGCGACCGGGGUGCUGCUGCACCUCGGGCCUCUCAUCUCCACCUUCCUCGGGCCCUCGCGCUACCUAUCGCUCAGCGAGGCCUGCAGGUUCGCCUCCAUGCGGCUGGUCGAGUGGGCGUGGAGCCUCACGUGGGCGUCGGAGACUGAAGUCACGGGCUGGAGGCUCUCAAACUACCUCCGCUCAGAGCCACGCUACUACCACCGUCAAUUCGAGGAGGCCAUGAUCUUAGCUGCCGAGCGCGGAGACUUGGUGCUUGUCAGGUGGCUUUUCGCCCACUUCUCCAGCAGCAAAGUGACUGUGCAGGUCGUGGAGGCGGCAGCCAAGAACGGGCGCCUGGCUGUCCUGCAUUCCUGCUGGAGCACGACGCCAGGUGAGCACGUAGUCGUCUGGGGAGGAGCGAGCAUCGUGAAAGCUGUUGAACACGGCCAUCCAGAAGUCGCAAGAUGGCUCUACAUGAACGCACCACAUGAGCUGAAUGAUCGAGAGCUUGCAUGUGCGAUCCAGGCUUCUCUGAACAAAGGCCACAUCGGGUUCGCCAACUUCCUUCUACCACCGGGGCAACGCUUUGCGAACUAUGUUGACUUCAUGAGCUCGGCGGCGGACGCGGCUCACCGGCCGCAGAUGAUCGAGAUGGCGCUGGAUGCAGGACUCCUGCGCGAGGAUGAGUGCAAGGCUGCAAAGGCUAUUAGACGCCUGGGGGACACCGGGUGUCUGGAUCUCAUGCAGCGGAUCAUGCUGCUGCACUCCCCUCUUCGACCACCGAGAUCACGCAUUUGUAGCUGGGCAAGAACUUGGCGCACUACCACAAUUGCUGCUUGUAAAGCUGGGAAUAUCGAUGUAAUCAAGUGGCUGGUGGGGCACCCCCUGGCCGCUGAGGGCGCUGUGCGCCAAGCGAAGAAGUACCCGCUAUGGGCGGCAUCUGAAGAGGGUCACUUAGCUGCUAUGGGAUUGGUGGCUGAAGAAGAGCCUUCUGUAUUACUGGAUUCGCUGCGCCGUGCAACGAGGUACGGUCACUUGGAUGCAAUGAAGUGGUUGAUGGAGCGUUGCCCGUCCAGUUAUCGAGAGCACGAAGAGUCUAUUCUGAUGGAACAUGGACAUUUGGCGGUUGUGGAGUAUCUCACCAGUUUGAAAGCACCGCCAAUGUCGACCCCCAAACUAAUGGAUCAAGCCGCUAGGUGCGGCCAUUUGAGCACUGAAAUGGCUGCACAGUCGUUGGGCGUGCUGUUGCUCGACCAAAGCCAUGGAUGA
Phytophthora sojae is the source of this 1296-nucleotide messenger RNA. RefSeq lists its product as hypothetical. Bases 1 to 1296 code for a protein of 431 amino acids. The record is from RefSeq and is a predicted model, not a curated record. The transcript has 2 exons. NCBI's taxonomy places the organism in Eukaryota, Oomycota, Peronosporomycetes, Peronosporales, Peronosporaceae.